Messenger RNA from Didymodactylos carnosus, 351 nucleotides. The record is from the annotation of a GenBank genome assembly. NCBI's taxonomy places the organism in Eukaryota, Metazoa, Rotifera, Eurotatoria, Philodinida, Philodinidae.
AUGUAUUUAUCAUCGAUAAAUAAAAAAGUAUUAUUACGUAUUUUUGAUAUAAGAAAAGUAGAUGCUAGUAAUCAAUUACAAUCGCCGUUGUUGAUCGAAACACAAACAACGAAUGUUUAUGAAUUUGUUUGUAAUCAAUCAAAAUGCUAUUAUUCAUUGUACAAUUUUAAACAUUUCGAUUUGCGUUCAUUAUUUGGUCUCGACGACAAUUGUCUGAAAUCAUCAUCAAAAUCAACUUAUGUAUCAGUUACAGAAGCUUUAACUUUUAAUUAUUUUCAAUCAAAUUUUGAUAUUAUUGGUCAAUUAGAAUUUGUAAACUCGAUAACAGAUCAGAAUGAACAAAUAAGGUGA